This is a messenger RNA of Branchiostoma belcheri (Belcher's lancelet), 4024 nucleotides long. Its product is annotated as B-cell CLL/lymphoma 9-like protein. NCBI's taxonomy places the organism in Eukaryota, Metazoa, Chordata, Leptocardii, Amphioxiformes, Branchiostomatidae. Gene Ontology annotation, biological process: regulation of DNA-templated transcription. The record is from RefSeq and is a predicted model, not a curated record. The transcript has 18 exons. Gene Ontology annotation, cellular component: RSF complex. Bases 1 to 3816 code for a protein of 1271 amino acids.
AUGGAGCCUGGGAAACCAGAGGCGCGUGUUGACCUCCGCGGAGCCUGGGAGCUAGUCCAGGUGGCCCAGUUCCUGCGACUCUUCAGACAGAAGUUUGGGUUUGCAGACAUCAACACACAGCGACUGGAGGCAGAGCUGCGUCAGCGUGAAAGCGUUCCCGUUGCUGACACGUUGGCCCGUCUGCUGCGUUACCUGCUGAGCCGUAGCGAUAUCAGGUUGGGCAGUUGGGAGGCAGAUGUGAAGAGAGUUUUGGCGGAAACCGGGGGCCAAUGGAAGCCCUUCGCUACUGGCGCGGCGUACGCAGACAUGGACCCCUACCAACGGCUCGUUUUCCUGAAGGGUGUAGCGGACCACGUGUUUGAGGAGAAAGUGGAGGAGUUGUCCGAGUAUCUCGACGAGACGUAUGACCCUGAAGACAUGAGAGCUGUUCCAAUCGGUCAGGACAGUCUGAAGCACACCUACUGGUACUUCGAUGACUUGCGACUGUACAAGGAGAGUGUGGGCAGGAAGGGGGAGAAGUGGGAGUGCAUCUGCAGCAGUCUUAAGGAGUGGACGUCGUUUGUCAAGAAGUUUCGGAAGACGACGCAUCCGCAGGAGAAGGAGCUGUACGAGUUUCUUCACGGUCAGCUUCUGCCGCUGAUCCUGGGCCCCCUGCAGACCCUCGAGGGAUUCACUCAGGAUGCGGACAGAAGAAGGUUUGAGACGGCCGAGUUCUUAAGAAGGGAGGAGGAGGAGGUGAACCAAGUCUCCCGCCUCUCCAGACACGACAGCAGCAACAACAUCAGCAGACACCGAGGACCCCUGGCAGUCCCGAGCAGUACUGCAACGUCAGCUGCAUCAGUAGCACCACCUGAAAAUGCAGCUGAAACUCAGCUGCCAGAUUUGAAGCAGAACUCAGGCAAAGCCGAGCCUCUGGAGAGAGAACCAGACCUAACUGGUUCAAACCAGUUCAGAACUGACCCAACCAAGGAUGGAACCGGUCCCAAACCGGAUAGAACCAGUCCCAAACUGGACAGAACUGGUCCCAGUCAGGAUGUUGUAACCAGUCCUAACCCAACCACCAGUCCAAACCAGGACAAAACCGGUCCGAACCAGCUGAGAACCAGUUCCAGCCAGUCUCAGGAGGACACAGCCGGUUCAGACUGGUCCAGCGCCGACCUGCCGCCGGUCAAACCCUCAGGAAAGAAGCGGAAACGAGAGACCUCCACGGAUUCGCGGGACAGUAGCGGAACGGGACAGAGCGAUACUAGCAAGGGAGACGCAAGAACGCCCGAGUUGAUGGGCCCCCCUCCCGCGCCACCCCCCUCCAGCCUACCCCCUGUAGCGGACGCCCCCCCUCUGCAGAACCCCCCUGUGAAGAAACAACAGCAGUAUGCCUACAUCUUCUCCACAGAACUGGCAAACAAGGCUGCGGAGGCAGUGCUCCAGGGGCGUGUGCAGUCCAUCGUGGCGUUCCACAUCGAGUACGUGACACGGCUGCGACUCAGCCGCAUGCGACACAGCGAACAGGUGCAGUCGGGUAACCCCUGGCAGCAGCUGCAGGCGAGCCAGCUGGGUUACGACCCGGGGCUGGGUUUGACCCCGUCGACCUUGCCGCCCCAGGCCCUGCCCUCCAAGCCGCCUCCGCCGUACCCGGGCAGCGCCACCGCCGAGGCGGGGGGGUACCCGGGCGGUUCCACUGGUCGGCCAGGGAUGCCCCCACGCGGCCCAGCAGGCCUCAACAUGCAGCAACAACAACAGCCCAGCCCGGGGAACCUACCCACCAACCCGAUGAUGUCACCGCACGGACUGAUGACAUCACAGGCCAACAUGAUGACAUCACAGGCAGGGUGGAGCGGUGACCCUUCCCAGGGUGCACCUCCCCACAAGGCAACGGCGGCAGCCAUGUUGGGUCAUCUGGGGUCGUCGCCGGUGGGGUCAGAGGGCAUGGUGUCGCCGGGGUCAGACCAGAUGUCGGCCGCGCAGAUGGAGUGGCGGAGGCUGGAGGAGAGUUUUUACAGAGAGAAGAGAAAACGGAUGUUGGAGCAACAGAUGAUGCGUGGGCAGCCAUACGGGGGACAGAGGUACCCUGGUCCACAGCAGUUCUUACCUCAGGACUAUGACGGCCCCCCAGACUCCCAGGGGGCCUUGCAGCAGACUAUGCAGCCUCCACCCCCCUACCAGGACAUGGCGCGGUCCAUCCAACGACAGCAAACCGGAUUGUCUACCUCAUACGGCGAGCCCUAUGCACACCAGCUGCUGCAGUCCCAACCACAGCCACAGGGGGCGCCCCAGGACAGACAUCAGCUGCUGCAGUCCCAACCACAGCCACAGGGGGCGGGGGGGAGCGGGCCGGAGGGGCUGACGCCUGAGCAGCUGCGGCACAGACAGGAGCGGCUGCUGACCAUCCAGCGCAUGCACAAGAUGCUGUUCCCAGAGCAGGCGCAAACAGCGCCACCUAGCGACAGCCUCGCGCAACAGCAGCAGAUAGACCUCGCCAGUCUGCAAGGCCGACCUGGGAUGCCCCCACGCGGCCCAGCAGGCAUCAACAUGCAGCAACAACAACAGCCCAGCCCGGGGAACCUACCCACCAACCCGAUGAUGUCACCGCACGGACUGAUGACAUCACAGGCCAACAUGAUGACAUCACAGGCAGGGUGGAGCGGCGACCCUUCCCAGGGUGCACCUGCACACAAGGCAACGGCGGCGGCCAUGUUAGGUCAUCUGGGGUCGUCGCCGGUGGGGUCGGAGGGCAUGGUGUCACCGGGGUCAGACCAGAUGUCGGCCGCGCAGAUGGAGUGGCGGAGGCUGGAGGAGAGUUUUUACAGAGAGAAGAGAAAACGGAUGUUGGAGCAGCAGAUGAUGCGUGGGCAGCCAUAUGGGGGACAGAGGUACCCUGGUCCACAGCAGUUCUUACCUCAGGACUAUGACGGCCCCCCAGACUCCCAGGGGGCUUUGCAGCAGACUAUGCAGCCUCCACCCCCCUACCAGGACAUGGCGCGGUCCAUCCAACGACAGCAAACCGGAUUCUCUACCUCAUACGGCGAGCCCUAUGCACACCAGCUGCUGCAGUCCCAGUCACAGCCACAGGGGGCGCCCCAGGACAGACAUCAGCUGCUGCAGUCCCAGCCACAGCCACAGGGGGCGCCUCAGAUGCUGCAGUCCCAACCACAGCCACAGGGGGCGCCCCAGAUGCUGCAGUCCCAGCCACAGCCACAAGGGGCGCCUCAGAUGCUGCAGUCCCAGCCACAGCCACAGGGGCGCUUCAGGACAGACACCAGCUCCUGCAGUCCCAGCCACAGGGGGCGCCCCAGCUGCUGCAGUCCCAACAACAGCCACAGGGGGCGCCCCAGGACAGACACACACUACUGCAGUCACAGCCACAGGGGGCGCCACAGAUGCUGCAGUCCCAACAACAGCCACAGGGGGCGCCCCAGCUGCUGCAGUCCCAACAACAGCCACAGGGGGCGCCCCAGGACAGACACCCACUACUGCAGUCACAGCCACAGGGGGCGCCGCAGAUGCUGCAGUCCCAGUCACAGCCACAGGGGGCGCCCCAGGAAGGUACCUCCCCAAACUUCAGUAUUAGUCAGCAGCUGCAGGAGAGGGCACGACUGUCGGCACAGCGAGAACAGCUGCCGCAGUACGCAGCUGGCCAAGGCCCCGGUCACCCAGCCGGUCACCCAGGACCACACCCAGCCGGACACCCAGCCGGUCACCCAGGUGGACACCCAGGUGGUCACCCAGGCGGUCACCCACACCGCUUCAUGUACCCCAUGCAGGACCGCCCUCGACCCCAGGUUUCCCCAUCCCAACAGUCGGCCAUGCAGAGACUGAUGAUGUCACAGCAGAAUCUGAUGAUGUCACAGCAGGGACCGAUGACAUCACCGGGCAUGAUGUCACCGGAGGGUCCGAAUGGGGGGCUGCUGAUGGAGCUUCACCGGGACCGGAACGCCGGUGGGAGACCCACACGCAACACCGGUGGGAGACCUGCUGCAGGCAACGACAUGAUGUCACCCAACUCUGCAGCCAGCCCACAAGGUCA